AUGAAGUGCUACCUCGGGUGGUCCGUUGUUUUCGUCGCCGUUUUCGGCGGUGAAGCGGCCUUCAAAUGGUGCGAAACCAACGGAAAGACGGGCUGUGUGGGCCAGGCCAAGAAGUUCACCAGGAUGUUCUCUGACACUGGCAAUCCCUUCUCAUCCGUUGAAGUUGCCCCGUAUGACACUGCGAUCGUGGUGGAUUGGGACAAGGAUGGUGAUUUGGACGUCAUCGUCAACAAUGUACGAAACAAGGGAAAAGGUGAAGGUAUUCGGUACUAUGAACGGCAAGCUAGUGGCGAAUACCUCGAGCUCACUGACACCAAUCCUUUCAAGGGCAUCUACUGCACAGACUUUUCGACCCCAGAAGUGGUGGAUUGGGAUGGCGAUGGACACCUUGACUUGAUCGCCAGUGCGGGCAGCAUUGGCGACGCUUUGGCCGGAGGAUCGAUCAGGUUCUUCAAGAGACAGUCGGAUGGAAGCCUUGUGGAGCAAAAGGGCUAUGCAAACCCUUUCUCUGGCAUCAAGGGAGAGCUGGCCUUCGGAAUCCAACUAAGUGCUGGCGAUUGGGACGGGGAUGGAGACCUCGAUCUUCUGGCAGGGCAAAUCAAAGGGUUGAGGUACUACGAGCAGCGCAAUGGCCUCCUGGUCGCAGCGAACCAUUCCAACCUCGACUCUCUCAAGUCCUCCAAGUUGAUGCCGAAGGUCUUUGACUGGGAUGGCGACGGAGACUUGGACCUUUUUCUGCUGCCGAACGUCUACACUCGCAUGUUGACAGAAGGCGUUACGCCAGAGAAAUGGUCAGCGAGAAAGAUUCAGCUCCUCGAGCAACAGAAUGGCCAAACAAGGUUUGCCAUUGAUAAUCCUUUGAGCAAUAUUGAUCUCUAUGGCACUGGAAUGUCAUUGGUUGAUGUGAAUGGCGAUGGCAAGACUGAUGUGGUGUGUGGAGGGAAAGACGGCUUAGAGGUUUUCUUUCAGAACGAAGACGGCCAGCUCAAAGAAAUGUCCACAUCGGGAGUCCCUUUGUCAUCCAUACCCAUCAAAGCACGACAACAAGCUUGCAAAAAACCAUACUGUCGAGUAAGUUAUACGCCAUUGUUGGCGGACUGGGAUGGAGAUGGAGAUCAGGAUUUGGUGCUUGUUGACGGUUUCAGAGGUCGCGAUGGACCUGCUGUCCGGUUCUUGGAGCACCUGGACAAUCACUUGGUCAUCGAGCAUCCAAAUAGUCCUUUUCAGAAUAUGUCCUGCAAUAUUGAGCUUGCAUAUGGAUUUUGCAUGGCAGACUGGGAUGGAGAUGGCAUGCUGGAUUUGAUUGGCUUCACCUGGACCUCUCUCAACCACGGGAGUAGUGUGGGGAUAUGCCUACAGGUUGAUGGUAGCUUCGUGCAGAUUGACACGCAUCCGUUUCUCGGAGUGAAGUUCGGUUACUCUGACCCUUUAAUGCUCGAUUGGGACAACGAUGGAGAUUUGGAUUUGCUGGUCUUGUACAAAAAGGCCAUCUACUGGUUCGAACAGCUUUCUGAUGGAACUAGCGUGGAGCACAUCCUCGAGGUGAGGCCCAUCGCCUAUUACGCAGCCGGAGACAUGGAUGGAGAUGGUGACAUCGACCUAUUGACGGUUUCUCAGGGAAGCCAAGACGCCAAGUUCUUCGAACGGACAGAGGAUGGAGAGCUGGAACAAGCGUCCGAUGAACGGAAUCCCUUCAAGGGCAUGUUGAAAGUGGAAGAUGUGACAAAUGCCUUUGCUCUGGGAGAUUGGGAUGGUGAUGGGCAAGCUGAUGUUAUCCAUGUAACAGAUCUUGACAUUCGCCAGUACAAACAAGAGCUCGAUCAUGCUUUCGUUGAAGCGGAGAACCCUUUUGAGAUGAUUGUCACUGGCAUGAAAGGCUCUUAUGCUGACUUCUUCGAUAUGGAUGGUGAUGGCGAUUUGGACUUGAUCUUGCGAGGUUUCCGUCCCCUGCAAAGGUCUUUCAGGUACUUCGAACACAUUGACGAGGAGUUGGUGGAACGCUUUGAUGAAGAGAAUCCCUUCCACAAUGCUGAGGUACCCUAUCCUGAGACAACCUUCGCUGUUGGAGAUGUCGAUGGAGACGGCCAUGUUGACAUCGUGGAAGGGAAACUGUUUGGGUCGUUCAGCUAUCUCCGUCAAGAAAAUGGCCAUUUCAAGAGUAUGGAAGGUGACGACAAUCCCUUUGGGGCCUUGAGAGGAUCACCUUUGUCGCCUCCGUGCCCUACAUUGAUUGACUGGGAUGGUGAUGGCAACAUGGACGUAGUGGCAGGAGCUGACAGAGGACAUUUGGAACUUUAUCAACAUGCCACCUCCGGUCAAUCAAAGCUUCCAGAGGGUGGAAGAGAGUCCGUUCCAGAAUGUCAGUAUCCUGGUGAUUGCAGGGCUUCCUGCAAACGACAGCCAACGGUUUGUGCAGAAAUUUGGUUCCCUGUCUGA
Messenger RNA from Durusdinium trenchii, 2436 nucleotides. Lineage: Eukaryota; Dinophyceae; Suessiales; Symbiodiniaceae. The record is from the annotation of a GenBank genome assembly.